GACCUCAUCCUCGGUUCAUGUUAGUUCUAAAGUGCACCUUCUGUUUGUCAUGGUUUACUAAUACCUAGCCCAGUAAAAGCUUAACUAUCAUACUGUAGCCACGCUGCGUAGCCUAUACUCACAAGCGACAGUAACCAGUGAAUGUCCCGCUGUUCCGCUGUCAACUAAGCUGUUGUAGUGGGAGCCACAGCGGUAGCGAUUGUCCCCUUGCUCUCGUCUCCAAGUCAACAUUGACCAAUCAGUAGCGCGCUUCCAUGAAGAGGGCCGCCUCUGUUUCUUCUCACAUGGAGACUAGCUGAACACUGAUAAAAGCCGUGGAGACACAGGCACCAUGGAUCUCCUGAGGUCUACUCCAGCGGUUCCUCUCCUCCACUGACCCCAUCAUCGCUCCUCUCCUCCACCACUCACUCGCCAGCCUUUCUGACGUCUCCUCCCCCUCUGCCCUGGUGGUGACCCCGCUCCUUGUGACCUCUGACCUCCAGGGCGACCCUGUGACGUGAUGGCGGGGGAGAAAGAUCUGAACAAGCGCAGCGUUAUGGACAUCAAGCGUCUGGCCGGGCUGAUCCAGAGGGGGGCGGGGCGACUGCUGGUGAUUGACAGCCGGACGUUCUCCGAGUACAACGCGUGGCAUGUGCAGGGCGCGGUGAACGUAUGCUGCUCCAAGCUGGUGAAGAGACGCCUGCAGCAGGACAAAGUGUCCGUGACGGAGCUGCUGCAGCCUAGCGCCAGGCUCAAGGUGGAGCUGGGCAGGAAGCAGGAAGUGGUGGUCUAUGACCAGAGUUCCAAAGAGGCGGGGCAUCUCUCCAAAGACGGCUUUGUGCAGAUCCUUCUGGGAAAACUGGAGGGCACUUUCCACAGAGUGUCCCUGCUUACUGGGGGCUUUGCUGCGUUCUCCUCCUGCUUCCCUGGGCUGUGCGAGGGGAAGCCGGCGGGCCCGCCGCCCGUCAGCCUGUCCCAGCCCUGCAUGCCCAUCCCUAACGUGGGGCCCACUUGCAUCCUGCCACACCUGUACCUGGGCUCUCAGAAAGAUGUUCUCAACAAGGACUUGAUGGCUCAGAAUGGCAUCACGUACGUGCUGAAUGCCAGCAACACCUGCCCCAAGCCCGACUUUAUCACCGAGAGCCACUUCAUGAGGAUCCCGGUCAACGACAACUACUGUGAGAAGCUGCUGCCCUGGCUGGACAAAACCAACCAGUUCAUUGACAAGGCCAGGGUGUCGAACUGCAGAGUCAUUGUGCACUGCCUGGCCGGGAUCUCACGCUCGGCAACCAUCGCCAUCGCAUACAUCAUGAAGACAAUGGGCUUGUCAUCAGAUGAUGCCUACAGAUUUGUGAAGGACCGGCGACCCUCGAUAUCCCCCAACUUCAACUUCCUGGGUCAGCUGUUGGAGUUUGAGAAGGGUCUGCGGCUGCUACAGGCCCUCACCACCAGCUCCGACGACAAGAUCUCCGAGGUGAAAGGUCAGCAGCAGAGCUCAGAGGUCAACAGGGUCAACUGUGGGCCAGAGACCAACGGGCACUACGAGUCAUCGGCGGAGCCCCAGACGACUCCGGAGCCUAAGACCCCCUCUCCCACCUCGCUCCAGCAGGGCUUCAACGGGCUGCAUCUCUCAGCAGAGCGCAUCCUGGACACCAACCGCCUGAAGCGCUCCUUCUCGCUGGACAUCAAGUCGGUGUACUCGCCCAGUAGCCCCCACAUGGUGCCCACACACUCAGAGGACGUGCCCAAGCUGUGCAAGCUGGACAGCCCCGGGGCUGCCACCUCCAACGGCGUCUGCCCCCAGUUCUCCCCUCUCCCCGACAGUCCCGGCUCAGCCGAGUCCCCCCUCCCCUCCCCGGGCUGCGGGGGCAGCAUCGGGGGUCUGGGGGUGGGGGGAGGCGAGGGAGCCUCCUCCCGGGGGUCCUCCUCCAGGCCCAGGCGGAAAGCCAAGCACGGCGCCGGGGCGGGUUCCAGCGCGGGCAGCUCCCCGGUCCACACCCACCCCCAGUCCCUGAGCCUGACCCUGGGACGCUCCCUGCCCGUCCACAAGAGCCCCAGCCUGGACGACAGUGCCAAGGGCUCCCUGCUGCUCUCUCUGCCCUCCCUGGGCUCCGGGGCCAUGUGGACCAAACACAGGGACACCGUCCAGGCCACCACCCCCGUCACGCCCACCGCCGACGCCCCCUGGCACUUCGGUGCGGUCGAGGGAGGGGAGGGUGGGAUGGAGGUGGGGGGAGGCGGGGGGGAGGGAGGGGAGGUAGGGGGAGGAGACUCCUCCGUGCGUUUCGGGAGCAGCUCUGCGUACUUGGCGUUCGGGUGCAGCGAAGGCGUGCGACUACGGGACAAAGGGCCGCGAGCCCACCGAGAUGCCACCACCACGGCCACCGCCCCCUGCGCCCCCUGCGGCCCGUCGUCGGAGAAGCAGUUCAAGCGGCGGAGCUGCCAGAUGGAGUUCGAGGAGGGCGUCUCAGAGACGGGCUCCCGGGAGGAGCUAGGGAAGAUCGGGAAGCAGUCCAGCUUCUCCGGAAGCCUGGAGAUCAUCGAGGUGUCCUGACAGACCCUCCACCGGACCAUCGCCCGCCCACACAGGGGCCAGCGGACGUGAGGGGUCCACUGUAGGAGGGGAGGAGGAGGAGGAGGAGGAGGAGGAGGAGGAGGACAGAGGGGUGUGCACGCUCCCCAUCUCUAGAUAGUGUUAUAGACUCUGAGAGAGAAAGCAGACUUGUGUUAGCGAGUUAAGCGCUCAUCGACUAGCGCUGGGACCGAGUCACCAAGAACCAAAUCCCCUGGGAGGAGGAGGGAGCCAUGGAGGGCUGGGUCUGGACAUGAACCCUUUCUCUCUGUGGCAGAGGAAACCAUUCAUGUCUCAGAUUGCUGUUAGCCACACUACAGACGGGCAGAAGUAGUGUACUGUACUGGUGACAUGUCUGGCUUGAGACUCCGCCCUGAUUCCUCCCAAAGCUUCACCUCAGUGUUAGUGGACUGUGAACCCCCAGCAUGGCUGUGUUGGCCCCUGCCCUUCGACCCCGCCUGCUUCAGACUGGGCGUGGAGCCAGAGCUGCUCUGCAGAACCACCCCAGCACCCACAAGCAGCACAAAGCAGAGACACCCCGACAGACUCUCUGGCUCCCCCACAGGAUGACUGGUGGUACUGCGUCCCAACUAUGAAGGCUCCAUCUGUGUUUCAACCCCACUCCUGGUUUCUGUGCUUCAAGGGGACGUUAAGUGACUGUUAAUGAUGAACACUCCUAGCGACGGGCAGUAAGCACACACGGGGUGUUUUCCCACAAUGCACCUCUGCUCCUUUGUGUCUAGUGUUAACAGUGUGAUGUGCCGAAGGUUUGGGGCGCGGUGAGGCCUUGUCCCUGCCCUCACUGUGGGCUUCUGUACCCGCAUGUCUCUCUCCACAUGUAGGCCCUUCUACUAGACACCACUGAGCAUGCUCCAGAAAGGCUGGCUUCAGACAGACAAAUACUAUAUAUACUAUAUGAAUAUAUAUAGCGAUUUUAAUGGACUUUUAAUGGACAUUUUCUUCUCAGUUAUAGUUUUAAUUUAUUUUAUCUGUUCAUUCUGGUAAUGAGAAAUAAUAUAAUGUUUUGUGGACUUUCUUUCUUUUCUUGUUUUGAUCUGGGUUUUUCCGUAUGGUGUUUCUGACUGCAAACACACGCACACACACACACACACACACACACACACACACACACACACACACACACGUACAUAAACAAACA
Molecule: messenger RNA, 3710 nt
Organism: Osmerus eperlanus (European smelt)
Lineage: Eukaryota; Metazoa; Chordata; Actinopteri; Osmeriformes; Osmeridae
Gene: dusp8a
Product: dual specificity phosphatase 8a
Exons: 7
Coding region: 500-2533 (677 amino acids)
Biological process (GO): protein dephosphorylation; negative regulation of MAPK cascade
Cellular component (GO): cytoplasm
Molecular function (GO): MAP kinase tyrosine/serine/threonine phosphatase activity; MAP kinase tyrosine phosphatase activity; protein tyrosine/threonine phosphatase activity
Source: RefSeq, a predicted model, not a curated record